Messenger RNA from Botrytis cinerea B05.10, 1829 nucleotides. RefSeq lists its product as hypothetical. The record is from RefSeq and is a predicted model, not a curated record. Gene Ontology annotation, molecular function: lipid binding. The transcript has 4 exons. Bases 193 to 1632 code for a protein of 479 amino acids. Lineage: Eukaryota; Fungi; Ascomycota; Leotiomycetes; Helotiales; Sclerotiniaceae.
GACUAUCAUCACGCUUCCCAUGCGAAAUGACCACAUUUGCUCGCCCUCCACUGUAUAUAAUGACCCAAUAUCUUGGAUCUCGUUGAUAAAAAAAUUGAUCUCAUAAUCACAAAAAACUUCCAGAUUCAAUCAUUUCCUCAACAUUUUCUCCCAAGUUAAAGUUGGUCCAUCGUUAAAGACUCUCGAGCCAAGAUGUCUGCACUCAUCGAAAAGCUGACGACUGAAGGAGAUGGAGAGUCUGCUGGCUUCCUGAAUGAUAUCGUUGCACAGCUGUGGCCCAACAUCGAGGCUGCCGGCAGCAAAAUGGUCAAGGACAUUGUCGAACCUAUGUUCAAGACCAUGCUCCCUGGUCCCCUGGCAACUUUGCAUUUCACCAAGAUUGAGCUUGGCGCCACACCAAUCGUGCUUUCCAAUGUCAAGGUCACAAAGACUGCUCACGAUGGUAUCAAGCUCGACUUGAAUGUGGAUUGGGACGGCCAGUGUGAUAUUGAGCUGGAUGGAAACAUGAUACCUAGAGUUGGAGUUAAAGAGGUUAUAUUAAAUGGCAGACUCUCUAUUCUGCUAUGUCCUCUCACGAAUAUUAUCCCAUUAAUCGGUGCAGCCCAAAUCUCCUUCAUAAAUCCGCCUGAGCUUAAAUUAAAUUUCACCGGUGCUGCCAACAUCGCUGAUUUGUCUGUCAUCGACGACGCUGUUCGCAAGGUACUUAUGGGCAUCAUUAACAGUGUGGUCGUCCUACCGAAUCGUAUCUUGGUAAAACUCGACGCCAAGAACGAUUAUUUCAAGACCUACCAUCAGCCACUAGGCAUCAUCCGGAUCACCGCAGAAAGGGCAUGGGGUUUUGCCGAGGAGUCACAGUCCAAGACUAAGAAGCUUUUCUCUAAGUUGACAAGGGCAAGUCCUGAUUGUUAUGCUGAGAUUGAAGUUGGCGCUGAAGCAGCAUGGAGGACAACGACUAAAAAUAAUACCACGACACCGGCGUGGGGCGAGACGCAUGAUUUCGUGGUGUCAGAUUUUGACCAACGCAUCAAAGUUGUCGUUUCAGAUCAUGACCUGAAUUCCGACGAUGAAGUGGGUGUAGCUGUCACCUCUGUCAAGGAAAUCCUUCUGGCUGGCGGUAAGCAAGAGCUAGGAAUGCUGCAUAAGGGCUCCGAGACCGAUAGCAAAAUCGCGCUAUCAUGCGAGUUCUUCCAAUUUACUACCGAGGAUAGCAACAGCUUUUCAGAGUCUAGUCAUAGUGGUGAUGGUCUCAUGUGUGGAAUCAUUAACGUACUUGUCGCGGGUGCUUUCGGCAUCAAAGGCCAGCGAGAAACUUUGAAACCGAGUGUAGUUGUGACGUGGGGAAGCAAGCACCGUUUCCAGACGGCUGUACAGGCAGAUGCUCCCGGUACAGAUAUCAACAAUCCGACCUUUGAUCAGCAGUUCCGUAUUCCAGUCACUGCCGAAGAUGUAACAGCUGGAAAUUUACGAAUGGUAUGUAUGGAUGGAGAGACGGAGAUUGGCAAUGUGGAGAUACCAUUUGAAGAUCUGCAGAAUGCGACGGAGAUGACACUACAAGACAACUUUGAUGUUGGUGAUGGAGUGAGAGUUAGAGCUAGUAUCUCGUUGAGGGGGGUGAAGCCCGCGUCUAUGUAGGGAAUUUCAUUGAUCUAGUGUGAGAAGUAGUCUGAAUUGACUGAAAUUACGAAUAGUAAUAUACCAACACUAAGACAAAAUUAUUCCAACCGAUAAGAAGACUAAAUUGUUAUAAAAUAACUUCAAUCCAAUACAUAAAUUUUUGAAGAUAUAUAAACUAAUUACUGAAGAUAUAAUCUAUUAGAGUUUAUUAUACA